Messenger RNA from Notechis scutatus (mainland tiger snake), 1346 nucleotides. NCBI's taxonomy places the organism in Eukaryota, Metazoa, Chordata, Lepidosauria, Squamata, Elapidae. The record is from RefSeq and is a predicted model, not a curated record.
AUGGGGUUAAGUGACAGCUCACUUAAGAAACGUCUCACUCAGCCACCGAAAUUCUGGGCUCAACUGUGGUCGUCAGUCGAGGAUGACCUGUGUUUUAAUCACGCACCUCUGCCUCUUUUGCAGUUCCUCAUCUCGGAGGGUGACCAGGAGCAGCUGCCGUGCCCAGCCGAGUGCCCCCCACAACAAAAUGGCCGCCCCGUCUGUGCCUCCGACGGGAAGUUUUACAGGUCGGCCUGCGCCUUCCAGGAAGCCAGGUGUGAACAUCCCCACCUGCAGGUGUGGCCUCGCUUCCGCUGCAGGGGAGCUGCCCGGCGGGAUAAUAACAGUGCCAAUUUGACUCGUUGCCAGGAAGACCGAGCAGCUGCCCUCGCCAAAUCCCGCCGCCAGACCCAGGCCCCCUACGUGCCUGAAUGUAGCGAGAACGGCGCCUUCCUGGAGGUCCAGUGCCAUAAACAAACGGGCUAUUGCUGGUGCUCCACCCCGGAAGGCAAGCCCAUCGCAGGAACGUCUGCCCUGAACCAAGCGCCCAAUUGCACAGGAACGGAUUCGGUGGGAACUUCAUGGCAAGAUGCCCGUUCUUCCAAGCGAGAAGAAGGUGUGGCCCCCCGGCCUACUCAGCCAAGCCCCGGGCCCCACAGGCAGCCAGAAGGCACCACCCUGCCUUUCCUGAUUCCCAUCAUCCUUCCGGAUUUCAAGACCAACCACUCGGCGAAACCGGCUCAAGAAUAUCCGCCGUCGUGCGAACAGGAACGGCGGGAAGCCAUCCACGAGGCCCGCCAGCACCAGCAAGAGGGCACCUUCAUCCCGGCGUGCGAAGGCGAUGGCACCUACAAGGAGGUGCAGUGUCACCAGGCCACAGGCUACUGCUGGUGCGUGCGAGUGGACACCGGCCGCCCCAUCCCAGGGACCUCCACCCGAAACUUUCCCCCGGACUGCGAAGCUGAUACAGCAACCAAGAGCACGGAAAUAGGGCCCUUGUUCCGAGAUCGGAUCCUGCCCGGUUGUCCCGGGUCAAAGAAAACUCAGUUCCUUACCCAACUGAUCAAAGCAUUGAGUUCCCACAUGCUCCAAUCAAGGCUGAUGACCAUUCCAUACCGCAGGUUUCCGGAUUCCUUGGCGGCCCCCAGCUUGGAAGACCGGGCCGUGCGCUGGCAGUUCACCCACCUGGACCGAGACUUCAGCAACGGCGUGAGCGAGCGGGAGCUGCGCCCUUUCAAGCUAUACAUGAAGCAAAACGCCCGGCCCAAGCGCUGCGUCCGGAAGUUCCUGGAUUACUGCGAUCUCAGCGGCAACAAGUUGAUCUCUCUGCCCGAAUUCAGAGGCUGUUUGGGGCUCAGCUAACCCUC